AUGGAUACUCCAUUCUACAGGAUUCACCGUAACUACCCUUCCUCUUCCCCUCAAAUUCCAGUUCAUCACAGAACGACGACGGUCCCUCCAAAGAAAGUGGUUUCAAUCCCAGUCCGCUACGUCGGGUCGGAGCGGACCAGAUCCGAAUCUGCAAUCAAGAUCCAGAAGGUGUUUAGAGGCUUCCUGGUGAGGAAAAGCAUGAAGAAGAUUUUGGCGACAAAGAGACAAGUGGAUGAGACUGAGAAGAGGAUUUUGAUGAAGGAGACUGUUGAAUUAAUGAGAAGAGAUCAGAAGGAGAAGUUGAAGAUUAAUGAGAUGCUAAUGAGUUUGUUGUUGAAGUUGGAUUCGGUGCGAGGAGUGGAUUCUGGUGUCAGGGAUUGUAGGAAGGCGGUUAUUAAAAAGGCGAUUGCGUUGCAGGAGACUGUUGAUUCUAUCGCUGCUGCUGCUGCUAAUGGUGAUGAUUCUGUUGUGUCAGCUGGAGAGAAAGGUGUGACUGAAACGGGAGAAGGAGAGGAAGAAAAUGGCAGUGUUGCGAAUGCUGCUGAUGAAUUGCAGAAUGGUGCUGCUAAGUCUGAGGCUGUUGUUUCUAUGCUUGCUGACUCAAGAGAGACCCGGGAAGAGUUUAAUGGAGCUUUGGAGAAUGUUGACAUGGCUAGUGAAGGUGAGAGGAACGUGGAAUGUGAUGGUGAUGUGCCGACAUCGAUGAGUGAUUAUUGUGAUUCGGUGCGAGGAGUGGAUUCUGGUGUCGGGUAUUGUAGGGAGGCGGUUAUUAAAAAGGCGAUUGCGUUGCAGGAGACUGUUGAUUCUAUCGCUGCUGCUGCUAAUGGUGAUGAUUCUGUUGUGUCAGCUGGAGAGAAAGGUGUGGAUGAAACGGGAGAAGGAGAGGAAGAAGAUGGCAGUGUUGCUAAUGCUGCUGAUGAAUUGCAGAAUGGUGCUGCUGAGUUUGAGGCUGUUGUUUCUGUGCUUGCUGAUUCAAGAGAGGCCCGGGAAGAGUUUAAUGGAACUUUGGAGAAUGUUGACAUGGCUAGUGAAGGUGAGAGGAAAGUGGAAUGUGAUGGUGAUGUGCCGACGUUGAUGAGUGAUUAUUGUGAACCAGAGAGGGUGCUGGAAGUGGUUAAUGAAACCGUGGAAUUGAAAGAGGCGGUGAAUGAUGAGACGGCUUGCCAAGGAGAAGAAAGAGAUUUGGAAAAACAAGUUGAUAAAGAUGGUGAUUGUAUGGGAACGAGUCAGACGGAAAGUCAAUCGGAUUCCUCUGCGAGUUUGAUGGAGGAAGAUGAUGAAGAAGAACAUUCCGGUGGGGUGGAAAUUGAGAAGAAAGGGGAUGAAGGAGAAGUGAAAAGCAAUGAUGAGAGUACAAGGAGGAGGGGCAAAGAGUUACUGGAGAGGAUGAUGGAGGAUAAUGAGAGAAUGAUGGGAUUGAUGGCUGAGUUAUUUGAGAGGAAUGAUAUGCAAACAAGGUUGUUGAGCUCGCUAUCGCAGAGGGUUGAGCAACUGGAGAGGGCUUACAUAUGUGACCAGUUGAGGAGAAGGAAGAAGAAGAGGAAUGCUGCUGGGUUACUGGAUUGUUUGGAAUCAACACCCAAGAAAUUGUAA
Messenger RNA from Populus nigra (black poplar), 1593 nucleotides. RefSeq lists its product as uncharacterized. NCBI's taxonomy places the organism in Eukaryota, Viridiplantae, Streptophyta, Magnoliopsida, Malpighiales, Salicaceae. The record is from RefSeq and is a predicted model, not a curated record. Gene Ontology annotation, biological process: protein folding. Bases 1 to 1593 code for a protein of 530 amino acids. Gene Ontology annotation, molecular function: protein-folding chaperone binding. Gene Ontology annotation, cellular component: plasmodesma. The transcript has a single exon.